AUGUCCGGAAACCAACAACCCCCGACAAUCCCCGCCGAAAACCAAAAACAAGAAGCAUUAGCCGCCUUCACCGCAACCCUGCACUCCGUCGGCACAAACCUCGAACAACCCCUCCGUGACCGCGCUGCCACAAUCACAGCCAACGAAGCCGCGCUACAACGACAAGAGGCCGAGUUGGCGGAGCAUACGGCGCGGCUUGCGAGGCAGAAUGCGUCUUGGGCGGGACUGGCGGAUGAGACGAGGGAGGGGUUGAAGGAGAUUGGGGAUGUGCAGAAUUGGGCGGAGAUGAUUGAGAGGGAUUUGUUGGUUUUGGAGGAGAUGAUGGAUGGGGUUGAGGGGGAGGAGGAUGGAGAGGGGAGUGAGUGUGGUGAGGAUGAGAUGGGUAGGGAUGGGGAGGUGGUGAAUGGGCAUAUAAAUGGGGAUGGAAAUGGGGCGGUUAAUGGGAAUGGAAAGGGGAAGGGGAAGAAGGUGAAUGAGUCUAAGGGUUGGUUGCGUUGGUGGUGA
Messenger RNA from Penicillium subrubescens, 504 nucleotides. RefSeq lists its product as uncharacterized. Gene Ontology annotation, cellular component: BLOC-1 complex. The record is from RefSeq and is a predicted model, not a curated record. Gene Ontology annotation, biological process: endosomal transport. The coding region runs from base 1 to 504 and encodes 167 amino acids. The transcript has a single exon. Lineage: Eukaryota; Fungi; Ascomycota; Eurotiomycetes; Eurotiales; Aspergillaceae.